Messenger RNA from Symbiodinium necroappetens, 459 nucleotides. Lineage: Eukaryota; Dinophyceae; Suessiales; Symbiodiniaceae. The record is from the annotation of a GenBank genome assembly.
GACCUGGAGGCCCGCCACCUGCUUCCAGAGCCCACCCGUAUAGGGGCCGCCCAGCCUUCUGGAGGCUACAAGGCUCCAGUCGAUAAUGAUGCAAUCGAGAGCACUGCUUGGAUGAUCCAGGGAUGCCUUCAUCGCUGCUUGGGGCCGGUUUUCGGCUGGCUAGGCUUCAGCUUCUUGGACGACUGGUGGCCAAAGAGGACGCUCCAGGUUGAAGAUCUCAUGCUCUACGAGACACAACAGGAGCACCAAAGGCAUGUAGCUUGCAUUGCCCUUGUUUUCGCGGGAGGUCUUCCGCCACGGGAGGAUCUUGAGGGCGCGGCUCGGGCGUUCAGCAGCCGCGGUGACCGCAUCUCUCGGUCAGAGCUGCAGGCGAUGUUCUACUUCGCCGGCUGCUACAAGGAGAGCAAAGAGUUCCUGUCCUUUCUCGCCGGCCAAGCGGAACCAGUGGAAAGUCAGCAG